AUGAAUGAAGUCACGGGAGAGAAGUACUGUUACUGGGUACGCUUGAUCUCCUGCUCUGUCUGUGGGGGCAACAAGAAGAGCACUGCCUCCAAACAUCGCCUGAGAAACCACAGCUGUAACAAAUCAUCUUUACACUCCCAUGUCUAUUCCAGCAGGUCCUUGCUUUGUGCCCCAGCUGCCAGCACACAAAAUCGAAGUCAUUUCAGUUCUGCAUUCAGUGGCUCAUUGUGGGAUCCUGGGAAGAUCAUUCUAUCAUUUUAUUUGGUACUAUUCUCCUACUCUGGUUGGGACACACUUAACUUUGUAACAGAGGAAGUUAGAAAUUCUGAAAGGAAUCUACCCCUAGCUAUUCUUAUUUCAGUGCCACUGGUCACCAUCUUAUAUGUACUGACAAUUCUGAGUUAUUACAUAGUGUUGGAACCAGGUAUCAUCAUCUCUAGCAAAACUGUAGCUAUGGCAUUUGCAGAAGAUACACUAGGAAUAAUGGACUGGGCUAUCUCAAUAGCAGUAGCUCUGUCUUGUUAUAGUGCCCUUAAUGCAUCAAUUAUAUUAAGCUCAAGGUUAUAUUUCGUUGCAGCCCAUGAAGGAUACCUGCCUCAAAUACUGGCAAUGAUCCAUGUAACACGAUUCACACCAAUCCCAGCACUACUCAUAAAUAUCCACAUAAUUUUUCCAGCCUUCUUCUGUGUAUGCAUAGUGGGCUUAAUAGCAGUGCCUGCAUACACCGACACUAUUAAUUCCCUAAUUGGGGUUGCAAUUGGACUGACAGGAGUCCCCGUGUAUAUUGUAGGACGAAUGGCGUCAAAGCUGAGAUACCCUGCUUUCUUACAGAUAAUUUCAGCUAAAUUCAUUAGAUGCACCCAGCUGCUCUUUUUCAGUGUGCUGAUUGAGAAAGAUAUCACAGAACAGGAAAAUGAAACUAAUAAGAAACAAAUAACUGAAAAUCAAUAAAACCAUCUCAUAAAAACACCUGCGCUCAAUAAUGUCCAGAGCUCAAUAAUGUCAAACUGAAUGAAUUUCUACUCUGCCAUUUAGUCUUCACUUCAAGUUAAAUCUUAAUUUUAAGUAAUUUAUUCAACAUUGAAAAAACAAGAAUUCAAUAUUCUGUAAAACCUAAUGUUAAAGUUUGUGAGGCUUAUCUGCUGCAGGAUUAAUUGGGGAGGCAGAGAGCAAUGUAGACAAUGGAUAAUGGUAUUUAGCUUUAUUGUUCUAGGAGUCAGUAGCUUAUCCAAAACACCUAUAAAGGAAUGAGUUAAUUUUAAAAAAAAUUGCCUCCAGCAGAGGAUAUUAUUGAGCCCUAUAAACUGAAAUUUGGAUUAAAAUAUUUUAAUCUGCAGUUUUGUUGUAAUUGCCCUAUUCUAAAUUUUAUUCUUUCAUUAUUUGUAUGUACAGUAAUUUUUCUGGGUUCUCUUUGCUCAGUAAUGUUGCAUUUACCAUACGACUGACAA
Molecule: messenger RNA, 1448 nt
Organism: Mobula hypostoma (lesser devil ray)
Lineage: Eukaryota; Metazoa; Chordata; Chondrichthyes; Myliobatiformes; Myliobatidae
Product: Y+L amino acid transporter 2-like
Exons: 9
Coding region: 1-951 (316 amino acids)
Biological process (GO): amino acid transmembrane transport
Cellular component (GO): membrane
Molecular function (GO): L-amino acid transmembrane transporter activity
Source: RefSeq, a predicted model, not a curated record